AUGACAUCAGUCGCAACUUCUCGCCCAUCGUUAAGCUCUAACGAUGCGGCUGUCCUACAAGCUUUGUUUGAUGCCGAAUCUUCGCCCUCUUCCGGAGUCAAAGUUGACUCAUCACUCCCUCCAUGGCCAGCAACCGUGAACCUGUCACAAGAAGACCUACUCGCGGUUAAGAAUCGCGAAAUCGAAGUCAUUCGCGAGUUACAACCAAGCAUGAAUCCAACCCCCGAGAACGUACAAUCAGCCAUCAAUAAAUUCGAUGAUCUUCUUACUCAAUACCCAACUUACCCGCCCGCAUAUACCAACCGCGCCCAGGCCUUGCGCAUGCUGGUCGAUCUUCAGUCCAAAGAUACCAAUGAAAAAACCGAGACCGACUCAGACGAUGCCUUAUUCACACCGCAGGCUGCAGAUGUGUCUUCUCGAAUCUUAGCAGACUUGGGUCAAGCAAUCGCCCUCGCCACCCCCGCUUCACCAGCAGACCCGGUAUCAUCAGGACAAGCGCGGCUACUGGCUGAUGCGCACACCCACCGAGGAUAUUUGCUUUUGAAAGCAGCGCGAGUAAAGAAGAGUCAGACCUUGCAGGAUGAAGCUGUGGGUCCAGACCGCUUGCGAGGACUUGGGGCAGAUCAACUCGAGGAGAUGUCGAGCCGGGAUUUCUUUUUGGGAGGAAGAUAUGGCAAUAAGGUUGCGCAGCAACUAGCAGUGCAAACAAAUCCGUAUGCAAAGAUGUGCGGCGCGAUUGUUAAAGAGGCCAUGAGGAAGGAAUUCGAGGAAUUUGAGGGGCAAAUACAGCCCUCGACAUAG
Molecule: messenger RNA, 801 nt
Organism: Penicillium longicatenatum
Lineage: Eukaryota; Fungi; Ascomycota; Eurotiomycetes; Eurotiales; Aspergillaceae
Gene: hmgX
Product: protein hmgX
Exons: 1
Coding region: 1-801 (266 amino acids)
Biological process (GO): cilium assembly
Molecular function (GO): protein binding
Source: RefSeq, a predicted model, not a curated record